UACAAAAUGACAUUACAAGGCAGAAGUCUAUAGAGGAUAGUCACUAUAUGGAUGCCUGAAAGAAGACAGGAUGACUCCUACGUUCCAAGUGGCCCUAUGCGUCUGUGUGCUGGGACUGUGCUUUGCAGCCCCAAAACCGAGGAGUGUCCGGUGGUGUGUGACAUCAGAGAGUGAAGAAAAAAAGUGCAAUGAUAUAGUGAAUUCUUGUCACAUCCAAGAUAUUCUGCCUAUUUGUGUGAAAAGAUCCAGCACUGAGGACUGUAUGAAAGCAAUCAGUAAUGGAGACGCAGACGCCAUUAGUAUAGAUGGUGGAAAUGUUUUCAAAGCUUCUUUUGACCCUUAUAAUUUGGAGCCCAUUAUAAAAGAAAGUUAUGGUGUACACAAAGAAAGUGAUCCCCCCUGCUUGAAAGAAAAACAGAGACUUCAGAAUCUACAUGGAAACAGAUUCCCAUUGGGACUUUUUGUACCUGACUGUGAUGAAAUGGGCAACUACCAUCCGAAGCAGUGCCAUGGCAGCACCGGUCACUGUUGGUGUGUUACCUCAAAUGGAGAAGAGAUUGCUGGUACAAAGACCCCACCUGGCCAAAAACAGCCAACAUGUGGCGUUCCAGUGAGUGACACCCCCUGCUUGAAGGAAAAACAGAGACUUCGGAAUCUACAUGGAGACAGACUACCGUUGGGACUUUUUGUACCUAAAUGUGAUGAAAAGGGCAACUACCAUCCGAGGCAGUGCCAUGGCAGCACCGGUCACUGUUGGUGUGUUACCUCAAAUGGAGAAGAGAUUGCUGGUACAAAGACCCCACCUGGCCAAAAACAGCCAACAUGUGGCAUUCCAGUGAGUGAUCCCCCAUGCUUGAAGGAAAAACAGAGACUUCAGAAUCUACAUGGAGACAAAUUCCCAUUGGGACUUUUUGUACCUAAAUGUGAUGAAAAGGGCAACUUUCAUCCAAAGCAGUGCCAUGGCAGCACUGGUCACUGUUGGUGUGUUACCUCAAAUGGAGAAGAGAUUGCUGGUACAAAGACCCCACCUGGCCAAAAACAGCCAACAUGUGGCGUUCCAGUGAGUGAGCCCCCAUGCUUGAAGGAAAAACAGAGACUUCAGAAUCUACAUGGAGACCAACUCCCAUUGGGACUUUACGUACCUGACUGUGAUGAAAAGGGCAAUUACCAUCCGAGGCAGUGCCAUGGCAGCACCGGUCACUGUUGGUGUGUUACCUCAAAUGGAGAAGAGAUUGCUGGUACAAAGACCCCACCUGGCCAAAAACAGCCAACAUGUGGCGUUCCAGUGAGUGACAUCCCCUGCUUGAAGGAGAAACAGAGACUUCAGAAUCUACAUGGGGACAGAUUCCCAAGGGGACUUUUUGUACCUGACUGUGAUGAAAAGGGCAAUUACCAUCCGAAACAGUGCCAUGGCAGCACCGGUUACUGUUGGUGUGUUACCUCAAAUGGAGAAGAGAUUGCUGGUACAAAGACCCCACCUGGCCAAAAACAGCCAACAUGUGGCACUCCAGUGAGUGACACCCCCUGCUUAAAGGAAAAACAGAGACUUCAGAAUCUACAUGGAGACCAACUCCCAUUGGGACUUUACGUACCUGACUGUGAUGAAAAGGGCAACUACCAUUCGAAGCAGUGCCAUGGCAGCACCGGUCACUGUUGGUGUGUUACCUCAAAUGGAGAAGAGAUUGCUGGUACAAAGACCCCACCUGGCCAAAAACAGCCAACAUGUGGCGUUCCAGUGAGUGAUACAUCCUGCUUGAAGGAAAAACAGAGACUUCAGAAUCUACAUGGAGACAGAUUCCCAUUGGGACUUUUUGUACCUGACUGUGAUGAAAAGGGCAAUUACCAUCCAAAGCAGUGCCAUGGCAGCACCGGUCACUGUUGGUGUGUUACCUCAAAUGGAGAAGAGAUUGCUGGUACAAAGACCCCACCUGGCCAAAAACAGCCAACAUGUGUCGUUCCAGUGAGUGACAUCCCCUGCUUGAAGGAAAAACAGAGACUUCAGAAUCUACAUGGGGACAGAUUCCCAAGGGGACUUUUUGUACCUGACUGUGAUGAAAAGGGCAAUUACCAUCCGAAACAGUGCCAUGGCAGCACCGGUUACUGUUGGUGUGUUACCUCAAAUGGAGAAGAGAUUGCUGGUACAAAGACCCCACCUGGCCAAAAACAGCCAACAUGUGGCAUUCCAGUGAGUGACACCCCCUGCUUAAAGGAAAAACAGAGACUUCAGAAUCUACAUGGAGACCAACUCCCAUUGGGACUUUACGUACCUGACUGUGAUGAAAAGGGCAAUUACCAUCCGAGGCAGUGCCAUGGCAGCACCGGUCACUGUUGGUGUGUUACCUCAAAUGGAGAAGAGAUUGCUGGUACAAAGACCCCACCUGGCCAAAAACAGCCAACAUGUGGCGAUCCAGUGAGUGAUCCCCCCUGCUUGAAGGAAAAACAGAGACUUCAGAAUCUACAUGGGGACAGAUUCCCAAGGGGACUUUUUGUACCUGACUGUGAUGAAAAGGGCAAUUACCAUCCGAAACAGUGCCAUGGCAGCACUGGUUACUGUUGGUGUGUUACCUCAAAUGGAGAAGAGAUUGCUGGUACAAAGACCCCACCUGGCCAAAAACAGCCAACAUGUGUCGUUCCAGUGAGUGAGCCCCCAUGCUUGAAGGAAAAACAGAGACUUCAGAAUCUACAUGGAGACCAACUCCCAUUGGGACUUUACGUACCUGACUGUGAUGAAAAGGGCAACUACCAUCCGAGGCAGUGCCAUGGCAGCACCGGUCACUGUUGGUGUGUUACCUCAAAUGGAGAAGAGAUUGCUGGUACAAAGACCCCACCUGGCCAAAAACAGCCAACAUGUGGCGUUCCAGUGAGUGACACCCCCUGCUUGAAGGAAAAACAGAGACUUCAGAAUCUACAUGGAGACAGAUUCCCAUUGGGACUUUAUGUACCUGACUGUGAUGAAAAGGGCAACUACCAUCCGAAGCAGUGCCAUGGCAGCACUGGUCACUGUUGGUGUGUUACCUCAAAUGGAGAAGAGAUUGCUGGUACAAAGACCCCACCUGGCCAAAAACAGCCAACAUGUGGCGUUCCAGUGAGUGAGCCCCCCUGCUUGAAGGAAAAACAGAGACUUCGGAAUCUACAUGGAGACAGAUUCCCGUUGGGACUUUUUGUACCUAAAUGUGAUGAAAAGGGCAACUACCAUCCGAAGCAGUGCCAUGGCAGCACCGGUCACUGUUGGUGUGUUACCUCAAAUGGAGAAGAGAUUGCUGGUACAAAGACCCCACCUGGCCAAAAACAGCCAACAUGUGUCGUUCCAGAUGCAGACACAUGUCAUUAUGCAGUCGCAGUGGUACAAAAAUCAAGCAAAUUUCAAUUUAAUGACUUGAAGGGCAAGAGAUCCUGCCAUUCUGAAGUAGCACAGAUAGCAGGCUGGAGCGCCCCUAUAACAGUGCUACUUAAGAAAAAGUUGUUGCAUUGGGAAGGACCUGAGAAGGAACCUAUUGAGAAAGCUGUUUCAAGGUUCUUCUCAGCGAGCUGCAUCCCAGGAAUCACCAAGGCGGAAAACCUGUGUAGACAGUGCUCAGGAGUGGGAGAUAAUAAGUGCAAGCAUAGUCAGGUUGAGCCUUACUAUGGCGAUGAUGGAGCUUUUAGAUGUUUGAGAGAGGAUAAGGGAGAUGUAGCAUUUGUGGAAAGCACAGCUUUGACAGGCGAGUACUCUGAGAAUUACGAGCUGCUGUGUCCAGAUAAUACUAGGAGGCCACUAAAUGAACCGAAAGAUUGCAAUUUAGGAAAACUCCCAGCAAAUGCUGUGGUGACCAGAAGUGCUGGUGAUAAAACUGCAGAUAUCACUGAAUUUCUUCUUGAAGCUCAGAAACAACACUGUAACCUAUUCAGCUCCCAAUAUGGGAAACAUCUGCUCUUCGAAGACAGUACCAAGAGUUUGAUUCCCCUUCCAUCAAUAAUGGACGCUUUCCUGUUUUUGGGGGCAGAUUGGUUUCAUGACAUGAAAGCACUGACAGUGGGACAUCACACUUCCAAUAAUACAGUGCGCUGGUGUACACAAAGCAAAGCGGAGAAGAAGAAGUGUGAUGACUGGUCUUCUGUCAGCGGUGGGGCCAUUUCAUGUACAGAGUCGUCCUCUGUAAACGAGUGUAUUGUACAGAUUAUGAAAGGUGAAGCUGAUGCAGUCAAGCUGGAAUCAGAUCACAUGGAGACAGCACUGAAAUGCGGAUUGACAGUAGUAGCAGAAGAGUACAACAACAAGGAUGACUUCAGCCCAUGUAGAACACAUGUAUCACCCAUAAAAGAUUUCGGCACAGACUAUAUUGUAGCCUUGGUAAAAAAAAGCAACAAAGAUAUCACAUGGAAAACCCUUAAAGGCAAGAAGUCCUGCCACACAGAUGUAGACCACACCUUUAGCUGGACAGUGCCAGUUAGCCUGAUCAGUAAGCAGAGCGGCAACUGUGAUAUUGGUUCCUUCUUCAGCCAGAGUUGUGCUCCUGGAUCGCCCCUUGAUUCUAACCUUUGCGAACUGUGUAUUGGUGACCCAGGGAACCCUGAUGCAAACACAAAAUGCUCCCAAAGUGACAAGGAGGCUUAUUAUGGCAAAGCAGGUGCAUUCAGGUGUCUAGUGGAAAAAGGAGACGUGGCCUUUCUAUCACACAGAGUUGUAUUUCAGAACACAGAUGGUAAAAACCCUGCAACUUGGGCAAAUAAUUUGAAAUCAGAUGAUUUUGAGUUGUUAUGUCUGGAUGGUUCUCGUGCAUCUGUCAAUGACUACAAAAACUGCAGCAUUGCAAGAAACUCACUUUGUGCCGUUGUAUCCCGGGAGGAGAAUGUUGCUGAUGUUGCAAGGAUUGUAAAUAAUCAGCAAUCAUUGUAUGGAUGGAAAGGGUUUCAGAAAGACAUAUUUCAGCUAUUUUCAUCACCGAAAGGCCAAAAUCUCCUGUUCAGUGAGAACACGCAAUGCUUGAUUGAAUUUGAUAGGAUUCCUGAAAGAAACAUUUUUGACGAUUAUUAUAGUAAAAGAUUUUAUGACAUCCUUAAGCAAUGCCCAGCAAAGACAGGACUGGCGUAUGCUUGCACAUUCGACAACUAUUAAUAAGAAGACUUAGCAAUGUGGCUUUAUGGAUCAAUUUGUCUAUUUGUAUCUCUUUACCUCUCCAACAUAUAAACUUAUGUUGAACCAAUA
Messenger RNA from Pseudophryne corroboree (corroboree frog), 5185 nucleotides. RefSeq lists its product as uncharacterized. Lineage: Eukaryota; Metazoa; Chordata; Amphibia; Anura; Myobatrachidae. The coding region runs from base 71 to 5095 and encodes 1674 amino acids. The transcript is spliced from 30 exons. Gene Ontology annotation, cellular component: basement membrane. The record is from RefSeq and is a predicted model, not a curated record. Gene Ontology annotation, biological process: cell-matrix adhesion.